This is a messenger RNA of Orcinus orca (killer whale), 3380 nucleotides long. It is a transcript of the gene FAM133A, whose product is annotated as family with sequence similarity 133 member A. Bases 498 to 1247 code for a protein of 249 amino acids. The record is from RefSeq and is a predicted model, not a curated record. Lineage: Eukaryota; Metazoa; Chordata; Mammalia; Artiodactyla; Delphinidae. The transcript is spliced from 5 exons.
GGGCGUCUACCUUGUCACAUUCAUCUUGAAUAUUUCUGAGCGCCUGCACACGAUUUCUAACUGCCCGAGGCAGCUGAUCCACGAAACUUCUACCCGACGGAGCACGCCGCGCACUUCUGGAAGGCCCAGGAUUCUUUUCUGCAACAGAACAACUCCCUUGGUACAACCAAAAAGACCAGUGUUUACUUUUCAUUAAAAGCUUGAGGGAUCUUGGUUCUCCAACCAGGGACUGAACCUGUGCCCUCAGCAGUGAAAGCACCGAGUCCUAACCACUGGAUUGCCAAGGAAUUCCCUCUCUAUUUUUUUUUUAAAUAAGCUGGAAAGCAGAUUGGAAAGAAGCAGCUGGAAAAGUGAGAGGAAAACUGAAUGUUUGUAAUGUUGGAAGCCAUUUGAGAAUGGAGCCCACUUGGUAUACUAGCAGAUGAAGAAUUUAAGGAGGAUGUCUAUCUUUAUUCUCUUUAGCAACUGAGAGUCGGCUCUGGGAACCAUCAGGCACCAUGGGGAAGCGGGACAAUCGGGUGGCCUAUAUGAAUCCUAUAGCAAUGGCCAGAUGGAGGGGCCCAUCUCAAUCUGCAGGCCCCACAAUACAAGAUUAUCUGAAUCGACCAAGGCCCACCUGGGAAGAAGUGAAGAAACAAUUAGAAAAUAAAAAGAAAGGCUCCAAGGCAUUAGCUGAAUUUGAAGAAAAAAUGAAUGAGAAUUGGAAGAAGGAACUAGAAAAAAGCAGAGAGAAAUUAUUAAGUGGAAAUGAGAGCUCAUCCAAAAAAAGAGAAAGAAAGAAAAAGAAAAAGAAGAAAUCUUGUCAGUCUUCAUCUUCUUCUACAUCAAGCUCUGAUUCUUCAAGCAGUUCUUCAGAUUCUGAGGAUGAGGAAAAGAAACAAGGAAAAAAGAGAAAGAAAAAGAAGAACCGUUCAUACAAAUCAUCAGAAAGCUGUACAUGUGAAUCUGAAUCAGAGAGCAAAGAAUCUGUAAAAAAGAAAAAGAAAUCAAAGGAUGAAACAGGCAAAGAAAAGUAUAUUAGAAGUCUCAGCAAAAAAAGAAAGAAGACUUGUCCUGAGGGUAAACCUUUAUCAUCAGAGUCCUCAUCAGAAUCAGAUUAUGAAGAGGAGGUACAAGCAAAAAAGAAGAGAAGACGUGAAGAGCGAGAAAAAGCAAUGGAAAAAGCAAAGAAGAAGAAGAAGAAACAGCACAAAAAACAUAGUAAGAAGAAGAAAAAGAAGUCAGGUUCAGGUCACAAGUCCGGAUAAUAUCAAGAAAAAAAGCAAGAUUUCCCUAUUGAAAAAAAGCAAGGUGUAAAGGAAAUUCAGCUGUGAAUGUUAGGGCAUAUUUACCAAAAUGCAUGAGUUUCCCUGUGUUAGUAGAAUUAUUCCUGGACUUUGAGUUGCCAGUCAAAUGCUACUGUGCCAGAAAGGGCCAUAAUUGUUGCCUGCAGCUUAUAUGUAGGAUUUUGGGUUUUUUUGUGUGUUCUUCCCUCCACUGGCUAAUUCUUCUGAGAGCAAAACCGUGUUGUUAUACUAGUGGUUAAAAUGUUUGGAAUUAAAGUAAAAUGUUUUAGAUGGUAAAUAAUUUUGACCAAACAGUGGAUCUAAUGUUAAAAGUAUCGAAUUUGGCUACAUCUUUAAAAUAUAAUCAGAAAUAUCCAGGUGACAAUAGCUGACAUUUUUGAAGCAUGGACUUAACAUUGUCUCAAAAUACUUACUUUUGAAGAUGAAAAGUUUAGUUUAGUUUUCUUUUCUCCUUAAUGAAAUUUUGUUUACAUGGGGAAAGGGUUUGUGGGGGAAAAAGAGUUUGCUCUCACUUUGGCGAGCUGAAUAGUGUGCCUUUGAUCCUUAUAUAUCCUAUUUUUGCCAGUGCAGCAGCCAUUCUUUUAUUACUUAGUAAUGUAUGCUGUUUCACAUGAACAAGAAAGACAGCAAUUUACAGUAUAUGUAAGGCCCCAGUUUUAUGAAAUUUACCUCCAUUUUGACAGUACUGAAUAGUAUUUAGUGUUAGAGUGUUACACGAUUUGAAUUAACUUUGAUACCCUUUGGAGGGGAAUAAUUUUAAAUAGACCCUGGUAUUUUUUGAUUAAUAAAGAUUCUGAAAUAUUUUGCAUGCUAUAUACUAUUAAGUUUUGAUUAUCCAGAGAUAUUCUAUAUAACCAGUAAUUCUUUUUUAUAUGAUUUAUGCUUAGGAUACAAGUUUCAAGUUUGUAAUUUCUUAAUCUUACUAUCUUAAUUUCAUGACUGUGUUUAAUUGCACACUUGCCAAAAUAUUUAGCAUGUAAAAAGAAGGUUUUUAAAAAAUAUUUAAUGCCUUCAUAUUGAAGCUGGUUUACUGUAAGCAAGUUGAGUGCCAGACCUUUAGUACGCUGUAUGUCUUGUUACAUAAAACUACUGCCAAAAUCUUAGCAACUAUGCUGUUUAAAAAUUUCUUGUCUUAAGCAUUAAUAUUGAAUUAAAAUAGGAGUUAAAUUUAGGAGAUUAUAAUCUUUCUGUUUCACAUUUUACUAACAUUUGGAGUUCGUUGCCUUGUGUUUGUUGUUGAAUCACAUUUGCCACUAUGCUGAAAUAAGUUGAAAUUUAUUUUUACUCUACAUUUUUUAUAUCAGAGUAAUAGGAAUUAUAAAUUGAUGUCUAACAAAAGCACCUGUUACAGAGGAUGUGCUAAUUGUAAUGUCAUAUGUACAAAGUAUUUUAGCAUGAGGAGAGAAUAAAUAGCUAUUUUUUUAAAUAGCUGAUUUCAUGUCAGCUCCCUUGAAUCACAAGUAAAAUUAUUAUAAAGAUAGAAAACAUCUGGUAGAUAAAUAACAUACUGGGUCCCCAAAUUUUUGCAGUGCAUACCCCGGAAUCUCUCAGUAACAUUCUUGGACCAUUAUAAAUGUAAUGCCUUGUUAGGUCACAUUGAAGCUUCAUAACUUUAGCUGUUUCCUAAAAUAUAUGUCUAUAUGCUGAUAAAAACUAUUGCAUUUAAGAGAUAUUUUCUAUCCAUAUAGAGUUUUUCAAAAAUUGUUUUUCAUUAAAAUAUGAAAAAAAAGCUUAUAUUAUUUGUAGAAUGUGGCAAAGACAUUAACAGCUAUCAAAUAUCUAUGUGCCCCCAUUCACUUCCCAGCCCCUUGUAGUUAGGCAAUGCCAUUACUUCUAGCAGAGGGAUUACAGAGAGAUUGUAAACAGAAGUGAUGUGUCGUUUCAAUACUGGAGCAGUAAAAAGUCCUGCGUGACCCUCCAGCUCUCUUUACCUGCCAUGAGGACCUGAAAGCAGUGUCCUCCAAAUAGUGUACCUACAAGAUGGAUGCAACCUGUAUCUCUAAGUCGCUAUUUGUAAGGGACCUGCCCUGGAGAGCUGAUGCACUUACAGUGAAUGUUCUGAGUGUGAGAAAUAAACUGUUAUGUGUUAAGCUA